UUGUGCGCUGUAGUAGUGAGCAAGUCAGGAAAUUCCUCUGCAGGAAAGGGGAGGGUGCGGCGAGAAUGAGCAGUAUUAAUAAUUGAUUGCUCUCUUUUCUUGGUGUCAAGACGUGGGACGUUUCAGAAGGUAGAACUCCAUGUGAUUCCGAGUGCCUUCAUCAGCAGCCGCAGUUCCUUUCAUAAACACUCGUGCAGUCAGUCAGUUACGGGGGGCUGAGAGAAAGAAACAAGGACACCCUUUGGAGAGGAAAAAGCAGAGAUGUGCGAAGUGAGCAGUUAAAUAAGCACGUCUGCGGGCCGACGUUGAACUUCACGUUGAAGGGAUAACCCGUCGGGGUUUUUUUUUUGCCCUUGUAUAUCUGGACAGAUCCCACUCCAGAGGACAUUUCUCCCAAACCCUGAAUGUAAAUUGUGACGAAAAGGAAAGAAGGAAUAAAAAGCCAUCGCCAUGGAUUUUGUUAUGAAGCAAGCUUUGGGAGGGGCUACCAAAGACAUGGGGAAAAUGCUGGGGGGCGAUGAAGAAAAGGACCCUGAUGCAGCAAAAAAAGAGGAGGAACGACAAGAAGCACUUCGGCAGCAAGAAGAAGAACGAAAGGCGAAAUAUGCGAAAAUGGAAGCAGAAAGAGAAGUAAUGCGACAAGGCAUUCGAGAUAAGUACGGUAUAAAAAAGAAGGAAGAGAGAGAGGCAGAAGCCCAAGCAGCGAUGGAAGUAGCUGCAGAAGGAAGUCUCACUCGUCCAAAGAAGGCAAUACCAGCAGGUUGUGGAGAUCAAGAGGAGGAGGAGGAAGAAAGUAUCAUAGAUACCGUCAUGAAAUACCUUCCCGGCCCUCUUCAAGAUAUGUUCAAAAAGUAAUAGGGUUAGAGUUGUUAUAUUGCUCUCUUUUGUUUACUAGGCAAAAUAUCUAAUAUUCUCCUUGAGAAAGAUAGAACACAGUUGCAUACAUACCACGAUCUCUACACAUUUUAUGUUUUUUUUUUUGUAAAAAGUCUCUAGUUUAACAAAAAUAUAUAUAUAUAUUGAAAGUGAAAAAAGAAAAACCUCCAAGAAAAUAAGCCAUACUUUUACCUUUAAAGAAAAUCAUAUUUUUGUUUGUGUCUUUUUAAAUAUAUGCCUAUAUACUGUGCACAUAUGUGUACAGUAUAUAUGUGUAUGAAUGUGUGUGUGUGUGUGUAUGUGUGUGUGUGCGUCCCACAGUGAUAAAUGUGUUUAGAAACUGUUUCACGGGCUAUAGUGAUAUUUGUAUCUCCAAGGAAGGAAUAAAAAUGUGUCAAUGUACAUGUGCAAGCAUGCUAGUGAUUAGGACCUUCAUGAAUAUCUGUAUGUUUUUUUUAUUUUGGUGACUAUCAUUAAGCAUUAAGGCAAUAAUUCCGAUGGCACUCGUUUUAGUUUAAUUGUCUUUUUUUCAGAUCUAUCAAUGGAAUAAUUAUACAAAGCAAAAGUAAAUAAGCAAAAUAUCUAUUGUGUAUUAAACAAAGACCUUGAUGAAAA
Molecule: messenger RNA, 1491 nt
Organism: Erpetoichthys calabaricus (reedfish)
Lineage: Eukaryota; Metazoa; Chordata; Cladistia; Polypteriformes; Polypteridae
Product: complexin-1
Exons: 4
Coding region: 451-855 (134 amino acids)
Biological process (GO): neurotransmitter transport; synaptic vesicle exocytosis; regulation of neurotransmitter secretion
Cellular component (GO): terminal bouton; SNARE complex
Molecular function (GO): syntaxin binding
Source: RefSeq, a predicted model, not a curated record